CCUAGCGCGCAACUUGCGGCAGGCUCCCUCCGCCUCCGCGCCCCGCCUGGUCGUUUGCAGGCGCGCGCACCUCCCCGAGCGGGUGCUCCCCGGGCCCGGAGGAUUCCAGCAAGCGGCGAUUGGCUGAUGCAGUGGCUGUGUAUCGGCCCUGAGAAACUCUGGGCGAACGCUUAGAGUCGGCCUCGGGGCGGUGCUGGGAGCAUCUCAGCUAAUCCAAAAGUAAAUGAGGAACUUAGAAAACGAUUGCCAACUCCAGAUCAACAUAUUUAGAGAAAAUUGGAAAAGGAGAAGCUUACUACAGCUUUAUUUGAGAACUUUUUAAAGAAUGCAGAGUUCUAGCUGUGAGCUUCAGCUCUUGGAGCAAAACCCAGAGACAUUGCCAGAGCAAACAAGAACAGAAGUACACAUGGAGGACUGGUCAAAAGCCCAUAGUUAUAUUGAACAAGAGACUACAGGGAGAGAUAAAAGUGCACUGCCAGAUGAGCAACUGACUGAGAGUUCUAAGGGCAGCAUGCAUCAGAAGUCCAGUGAAUUAGUUAAUGAAGCUGCACAUGAGGACACAGAUCUGCCAGAGCAGAAAUCAAGGAAUUUUCCUAAUCCAGGUGAUGAGACAUCUUACUGCACUACAGAAACAUCCACCAUUAUAGAACAUACAAAUAAUGAUUUGCAUUAUGAAUAUAUGAUUCCAUGUCAAGUUACUUCAGACUUAAAUAAAGAGAAGACUAUAGCAUUUCUUCAAACAGAGUUGGACAUUCUCAGAGCAAGCAAUAAAAAGCUUCAAGAAAAACUGUCUAAAGAAGAUAAAGAACAUAGAAAAUUAAAGCUUAAAGUAGAACUCCAAGAGAAAGCAACAGAAGCUCAAAUUGCUGAAAAGACAGCAGCUCUGGUGGAAGAGGUGUAUUUUGCACAAAGGGAACGUGAAGAAGCUAUUAUGUCUCGACUACAAUUAGCCAAUGAGGAGAGAGAUGAAGCAGUCGCACGAGCCAAGCAAAUGGAAAGGUCUCUAAAAGAGCUAGAAAAUAUUAACCCUGAAGAAAAUGACAUGACAUUACAGGAAUUACUGAACAGAAUAAACAAUGCAGACACAGGCAUAGCUAUUGAGAAGAAUGGAGCUAUAAUUGUGGAUAGAAUCUACAAGACCAAGGCAUGUAAAAAGAGAAUAACUGCGGAAGAAAUGAAUGCAGUGAUAGAAGAACGGGAUGCUGCUUUGUCUCAGUGCAAACGGCUGGAGCAGGAGCUUCAUCGUUUGAAAGAGCAGAACCAGACUUCAGCAAACAACAUGAGACAUCUGACUGCUGAAAACAAUCAAGAACGUGCUCUGAAGGCAAAGUUAUUAGCCAUGCAAGAAGCCAGAGAAACUGCAGUUCAGCAGUACAAAAAACUGGAAGAAGAAAUCCAGACCCUUCGAGUUUACUACAGUUUACACAAAUCAUUAUCCCAAGAAGAAAAUCUGAAGGAUCAGUUUAACCAUACCCUUAGUACCUAUGAAGAAGCUUUAAAGAAUAGAGAGAACAUUGUUUCCAUCACUCAGCAACAAAAUGAGGAACUGGCUACCCAACUGCAGCAGGCUCUGGCAGAUCGAGCAAACAUGGAAUUAGAGCUUCGGCAGGCAGUGGAGGCUUCCCAGGCGGCCAAUGAGAGAGUUCAGAAGUUGGAAAGGCUGGUGGACGUCCUGAGGAAAAAGGUUGGAACAGGGACCGUGAGGACAGUGAUCUGACUGAGAAAACGACAGUCUGGGAAGCAAUCACAUCUGGUGACCAGGCUGCUUCAUUCAACACUGUGUAAACACUAAAGCCUUAACUUAGCAAACAGUUGUUAGAAGUGGGACACUCCAACCACAUUCC
Pteronotus mesoamericanus is the source of this 1844-nucleotide messenger RNA. It is a transcript of the gene MIPOL1, whose product is annotated as mirror-image polydactyly 1. Lineage: Eukaryota; Metazoa; Chordata; Mammalia; Chiroptera; Mormoopidae. The transcript is spliced from 13 exons. The coding region runs from base 326 to 1717 and encodes 463 amino acids. The record is from RefSeq and is a predicted model, not a curated record.